This is a messenger RNA of Plasmodium cynomolgi strain B, 639 nucleotides long. RefSeq names its product 50S ribosomal protein L13. The coding region runs from base 1 to 639 and encodes 212 amino acids. Gene Ontology annotation, cellular component: ribosome; mitochondrial large ribosomal subunit. The record is from RefSeq and is a predicted model, not a curated record. Gene Ontology annotation, biological process: negative regulation of translation; translation. Lineage: Eukaryota; Apicomplexa; Aconoidasida; Haemosporida; Plasmodiidae. Gene Ontology annotation, molecular function: structural constituent of ribosome; mRNA binding. The transcript is spliced from 2 exons.
AUGAUUGGGGUCAGCGCGCGUAGACUGGCCGGGUACCCCAAGGCCUCCUUCCACGAGCAGAAUAUAAACCCCUUCUCGAAUGUGCAGUGGAAAAGCACCCCCUUCCUAAAGAAGAACAUGCCGAAGACGGACAUCUUCGCAGAAGAACACGUGUCAAAAAAUGCCAUCAGCGUAUUCGACAGGGAGAAGGGAAACUGGUUUGUUAUCGACGCCUACAACAAAAGCGUCGGAAGUCUCAGUGUGUGUAUUAGCAAGUUACUGCAAGGGAAGUACCGAGUUGAUCACAACCCAAACAGAGUAAACAGCAGUAGUGUCAUAGUAGUAAAUGCAAUCCAUGUGAAGUUCUAUGGCCACACAUGGGACACGAAGAUAUACAAAUUUCCCAGAAAGAGUCACUCCAAGGGACCCAAAAUUUUAACAUGUAAAACAGUUUUCGCUAAAAACCCUUCGAUGAUUUUAAACUUAGCUGUUAAGAGGAUGCUUCCAAACAAUAGACUACGUCAGUUAUAUUAUAGGAAGCUGUUUGUCUACCCGGGGGCUAUCCACCCGCACUGGGGCAUACCUCAGGUGAUCGUUCCCAAGAGGGACAUGGACCGCAAUGGCGGCCAGCAAGUCGUGAAGGCAUUCACAGUCGUUUAA